ACAUCCCUACUAACAACUUUGAAACGACGACAAUCUUAACCAAAAUUGAACCUUCAACCCUCCUACGGUUCCCUUUUUCCUAAACCCUAUUUCACUACCUCCCAGACGCUGUACUCCACCUCGCCACCCCUCUGCCCGCGGCCGCCGCCGUACACUACACUCUCUGCUUCCCCAGUCCAGCCUUUCCACAAACUUACCGCUGCACCCUCCCUUUCGCACUCUCUCGUCUCUCCCAGCAAUCAAAGUUACCAUCUUUCUUAGAAACACAGUGAUUCAGCCCCUAACCCGAACUGACCUGUACCUUUCGGGCGAAAAUUGCAACGUUCUGUUCGCCAAUGGAGUUUGUGACCCCCGAAGGACUUCGCCUAGACGGUCGCCGUCCCAGGGAGCUGAGGGAAAUGCGAGCGGAAAUUGGGGCUGUUUCUAAAGCAAAUGGGUCUGCUCUUUUUGAGAUGGGUAACACCAAAGUUCUUGCUGCUGUAUAUGGUCCAAGAGAGGUCCAGAAUAGGAGUCAACAAAUGAGCAACCAAGCACUGGUGCGUUGUGAGUACACCAUGGCUAAUUUCAGUACUGGAGAUCGCAUGAGAAAGCCCAAGGGAGACAGGCGAUCCACAGAGAUAUCUUUAGUUAUUCGCCAGACAAUGGAGGAAUGCAUUCUAACACAUUUAAUGCCUCGGUCUCAGAUAGAUAUUUUUGUCCAAGUUCUUCAAGCAGAUGGAGGUACCAGAUCAGCUUGCAUAAAUGCUGCAACUUUGGCGCUUGCUGAUGCUGGAAUUCCAAUGCGUGAUAUUGUUACUUCCUGCAGUGCUGGAUACCUUAAUAGCAAUGCUUUGCUCGAUUUGAAUUAUGUAGAGGAUAGUGCUGGUGGCCCUGACGUCACUGUAGGCUUUCUACCUAAGUUGGAUAAAGUUACUCUUCUACAGAUGGAUGCUAAAUUACCUAUUGAUGUAUUUGAGGAUGUGAUGGAACUUGCAAUUGAGGGCUGCAAAGCCAUAGCUACUUACAUUCGAAAAGUAAUGUUGGAUCAUACGAAGCAACUCGAAUAUCAUCGCGAUGGAUAGCCAAAAACUGUUUUGAGCACUCUUACCCAUAGGAAAGAGAUUUCAAUUGUUUUAAGGGAUAAUGAAGUUAUUGAUGCCUCUUUUUCUCAUCUCUCAGUUGUGAAUUAAUCUCUCUUACCCUAAUCAAUGUACAGAAUGUGUUUUUCUCUUUC
This is a messenger RNA of Cucumis melo (muskmelon), 1213 nucleotides long. RefSeq names its product exosome complex component RRP41 homolog. The transcript has 11 exons. The coding region runs from base 336 to 1061 and encodes 241 amino acids. Gene Ontology annotation, cellular component: nuclear exosome (RNase complex); cytoplasmic exosome (RNase complex); nucleolus. Gene Ontology annotation, biological process: nuclear mRNA surveillance; poly(A)-dependent snoRNA 3'-end processing; U4 snRNA 3'-end processing. NCBI's taxonomy places the organism in Eukaryota, Viridiplantae, Streptophyta, Magnoliopsida, Cucurbitales, Cucurbitaceae. The record is from RefSeq and is a predicted model, not a curated record.